AUGCCGGGGUUGUUAAAGUGGAAGAAGCGUUGUAGUCCCGUCGCGAUGCGCCCAAGUAGGGGUUUGGUACCGUCUCCACGGAAGUCGCCCUCAAAACAGCGUUCCAGUGCGCACAGCGCAGCCGCGGGCGAGGAAUGUUAUGAACUGCAGGCGGUUCCAUCUGUCAUUCCGGCACUCCAAGCGAUUAGUGCCGUGCGCCGCGCGGGAGCUCUGAUGGCUCGUGUAAUGAGUCCAACAGCGGAUCGAAUAGAAGGAGAGUUGUGGUAUAUUGCAGGGGAAUACGGGCCGGGAAAGGGAAAUGCCGCUGCACCCCAGUGGGUGACGUGCGAUAGGCAUCGGUUGGUGGUUUGGAGUAGCUGGUGUGGACAGGGCCGUAUAAUAGACACCGUUUCUUUCGAUCGUCUUAGACUUAUUCUCAACUUCUCUCAUGCGCAUACGCAUAAGGUGUGCCAACGGCAGGCACCCGUCACAAGAUAUUCGGCGGCGAAGAACUUCUCCCUCCCCUCAGCUCGCGGGAGCAGAAGCCCUCCACAAACGUUUAGAAGAGGAACAACCACCUUUGCUAGGAAAAAAAAGCUCGGUGCGAUCGCAACAGGCAGGAUUCGCGCAUAUGGUGGUACGUCGAUGCCCCGUUACUAUUACUUUGGCGUGGAGUUUACUUGCCUUUACCGCACAGAGGACGGUAGAAAUCACCGGCGGCGGCGGGUCAUGAUGUUUGCAACGGAUGUUCAGCAUGACCUCAUCACGUGGCUGCAGUUCUUAUCAGAUGUAGAAGUUAAAAAGGUUCGAGAAACCGUAUGUGGAGGGGGUUCUCAGGGAACGAAGCGCGCGCGGAAGUCUAAGCAGUGUAUGAGUCCGAACGUUAGUUACUUUCUCAAUGAAAGUGAUUGCACUGCCGUAGACACUAGUAAUGAGACGUCAUUGGCUUCGUCAUCUCCACUAGACAUUGACACCACGAUGGAUCCCGCGGUAGCGCCGUCGAGGGCGUCCGAUCGUGAGGUUGAGGCGCCCGGCCAAUCAAUAUUUUCCCUUUUUUCUAGCACGGUAACCGAUCCCACAAAGAGUCCAUCACCACAGCCCAUAGAAAAGGAGCAAUCCGAGGAAGUCAUAAGUAACGGGUCGCUUCUCGACAUAUCCCUUCACAACAACGAGCCACCACAACUGGCAGCUAGGCCUCACACACCAAAAAAAAAGAAAGCAUCACUAAAAAAAGUAAAGAAGAAAACAUACGAGGAGCUUAGGAAUGAGCGAAUGAUGAGGGAAAAUACCGAGCUCAAAAGAAAGAAUGAAGAGUUAAAAAAGGAAAUUAAAGUGGCAACAGAUAAAAUAACAGAACUGCAACGAAAUCUUCAAGCAUCAGAGAGAACGAAUAGAUACGCGGAAGAAGAAUGCGAGCACCUCAGAGACAGUUUGCUUAAAGUAGAAAAACAAAAAGCCAACCUAGCAAAAAAACUAAGUGAAUCAACAGGAAACGAAUUUCAACUACAAAAGCAGGCUGUCGAACUUCACGCAACGUUAGAAGAACAGGCUGCUUGCAUCCGUGCGCUGAGUGAGCAAAUUACUGCCGCCGACGCCUACUUGCGAGACGCGGAGGGCGAGUGUGGUUCACUGGCUGGGUUGCUUGGUCUCUCCCCAGCAGAAGAUGGUGGCGACCUCGGGACUGGUAGUGCUGGUUUGUCAUUGUCGAAUGGCGCGCUACGCAUAGCGGAGAGACUGCGGUUGGCGUGCAGUGCGGUACACGACCUGGAGCAAGAACUGAAGGCCAGUGGGGAGCGUGAGCGUGCCUCUAUAGAGGAAUGUGAUCGAUUACGUAAUGAACUACAGAAGCUGGAGUCGCAGCGUUCUGAUCUGGAGGAGAGUCUGAAUGCAGCCGAGGCGUUGGAGUGUGCGUUACGGCGCCAGCUACACGAGUCCCUAGAGGAGGUACGCAGUGCUGAGAAUGCAUUGAGUGCUGCGGAGCAGGCGUUGCGUUGCAUACCGAGUGGGAUGGAUCAGUACGCACGGGAUGCCGAUGGCGGUUCUGUUUCUAAUGAUGAUAGCCGUGAACUGCCGACACUUGCGCUGCCAGCGCGCAUUGAGGGCGUGACCCGUCAGGCAUGCGAAUUCCGCGAUGAGAUGUACAAACGACACCAGGAGCUGUUGGACUUGGUUGCUAGAGGCGUGUGCAACGAGGAUGCUCUUGCCCGUGUGCGUGAGCUGCGUUGUGCGAAGGAGGCUGUGGAGACGGAGCUGCAGGAUACGCUAAGGGAAGCUGAGAAGCGGCUGUGUGUGGUGACCGCGUGUGAGGGUGUGCUUGGCGAGACUUUGUGCAGUGACGUUGUUGAGCAGCGCCAGGCAGAGCUGCUGUGCGCCCUGCGUGCAGACGUUGCAGAGGCCUGCGGUGUUUCGGGUAGUCAUGUGAUUGAUGCUACGAUAGCUGAUGAUGGUUCGAAUGUGACUUUUCGUGUGGCUCACCCAUACUGUGUCCCCGCAGCGGCUGUGCUGGCAAGGGUAGAUUCAUGCGCUUUCGACCGCGUACGGCGCGUCAACAAGUGGUCUUGUGGUGACUCUGAGGCGGUGUCCUUUGCCGAAGAAGAUGAGGCGGAGCGUGAGUUUGUUGCAGUUGGGACCCCCGCUGGGGAGGCAUUUUUGGCUCGGAUAACCGAGUUGAGUGGGCGUUUCGCCUCUGUGAACGGUGAGCUGCGUGCAGCAGAGGACGCGCUUGCGGAGCGACCCGCUGUUGUGGUGUGUGGGUUGGAGCAGCGCGUUUCGGAGACUAAUGCCACUGUGGAGGAACAGGCUGCUUGCAUCCGUGCGCUGAGUGAGCAAAUUGCUGCCGCCGACGCCUACUUGCGAGACGCGGAGGGCGAGUGUGGUUCACUGGCUGGGUUGCUUGGUCUCUCCCCAGCAGAAGAUGGUGGCGACCUCGGGACUGGUAGUGCUGGUUUGUCAUUGUCGAAUGGCGCGCUACGCAUAGCGGAGAGACUGCGGUUGGCGUGCAGUGCGGUACACGACCUGGAGCAAGAACUGAAGGCCAGUGGGGAGCGUGAGCGUGCCUCUAUAGAGGAAUGUGAUCGAUUACGUAAUGAACUACAGAAGCUGGAGUCGCAGCGUUCUGAUCUGGAGGAGAGUCUGAAUGCAGCCGAGGCGUUGGAGUGUGCGUUACGGCGCCAGCUACACGAGUCCCUAGAGGAGGUACGCAGUGCUGAGAAUGCAUUGAGUGCUGCGGAGCAGGCGUUGCGUUGCAUACCGAGUGGGAUGGAUCAGUACGCACGGGAUGCCGAUGGCGGUUCUGUUUCUAAUGAUGAUAGCCGUGAACUGCCGACACUUGCGCUGCCAGCGCGCAUUGAGGGCGUGACCCGUCAGGCAUGCGAAUUCCGCGAUGAGAUGUACAAACGACACCAGGAGCUGUUGGACUUGGUUGCUAGAGGCGUGUGCAACGAGGAUGCUCUUGCCCGUGUGCGUGAGCUGCGUUGUGCGAAGGAGGCUGUGGAGACGGAGCUGCAGGAUACGCUAAGGGAAGCUGAGAAGCGGCUGUGUGUGGUGACCGCGUGUGAGGGUGUGCUUGGCGAGACUUUGUGCAGUGACGUUGUUGAGCAGCGCCAGGCAGAGCUGCUGUGCGCCCUGCGUGCAGACGUUGCAGAGGCUUGCGGUGUUUCGGGUAGUCAUGUGAUUGAUGCUACGAUAGCUGAUGAUGGUUCGAAUGUGACUUUUCGUGUGGCUCACCCAUACUGUGUCCCCGCAGCGGCUGUGCUGGCAAGGGUAGAUUCAUGCGCUUUCGACCGCGUACGGCGCGUCAACAAGUGGUCUUGUGGUGACUCUGAGGCGGUGUCCUUUGCCGAAGAAGAUGAGGCGGAGCGUGAGUUUGUUGCAGUUGGGACCCCCGCUGGGGAGGCAUUUUUGGCUCGGAUAACCGAGUUGAGUGGGCGUUUCGCCUCUGUGAACGGUGAGCUGCGUGCAGCAGAGGACGCGCUUGCGGAGCGACCCGCUGUUGUGGUGUGUGGGUUGGAGCAGCGCGUUUCGGAGACUAAUGCCACUGUGGAGGAACAGGCUGCUUGCAUCCGUGCGCUGAGUGAGCAAAUUGCUGCCGCCGACGCCUACUUGCGAGAUGCGGAGGGCGAGUGUGGUUCACUGGCUGGGUUGCUUGGUCUCUCCCCAGCAGAAGAUGGUGGCGACCUCGGGACUGGUAGUGCUGGUUUGUCAUUGUCGAAUGGCGCGCUACGCAUAGCGGAGAGACUGCGGUUGGCGUGCAGUGCGGUACACGACCUGGAGCAAGAACUGAAGGCCAGUGGGGAGCGUGAGCGUGCCUCUAUAGAGGAAUGUGAUCGAUUACGUAAUGAACUACAGAAGCUGGAGUCGCAGCGUUCUGAUCUGGAGGAGAGUCUGAAUGCAGCCGAGGCGUUGGAGUGUGCGUUACGGCGCCAGCUACACGAGUCCCUAGAGGAGGUACGCAGUGCUGAGAAUGCAUUGAGUGCUGCGGAGCAGGCGUUGCGUUGCAUACCGAGUGGGAUGGAUCAGUACGCACGGGAUGCCGAUGGCGGUUCUGUUUCUAAUGAUGAUAGCCGUGAACUGCCGACACUUGCGCUGCCAGCGCGCAUUGAGGGCGUGACCCGUCAGGCAUGCGAAUUCCGCGAUGAGAUGUACAAACGACACCAGGAGCUGUUGGACUUGGUUGCUAGAGGCGUGUGCAACGAGGAUGCUCUUGCCCGUGUGCGUGAGCUGCGUUGUGCGAAGGAGGCUGUGGAGACGGAGCUGCAGGAUACGCUAAGGGAAGCUGAGAAGCGGCUGUGUGUGGUGACCGCGUGUGAGGGUGUGCUUGGCGAGACUUUGUGCAGUGACGUUGUUGAGCAGCGCCAGGCAGAGCUGCUGUGCGCCCUGCGUGCAGACGUUGCAGAGGCCUGCGGUGUUUCGGGUAGUCAUGUGAUUGAUGCUACGAUAGCUGAUGAUGGUUCGAAUGUGACUUUUCGUGUGGCUCACCCAUACUGUGUCCCCGCAGCGGCUGUGCUGGCAAGGGUAGAUUCAUGCGCUUUCGACCGCGUACGGCGCGUCAACAAGUGGUCUUGUGGUGACUCUGAGGCGGUGUCCUUUGCCGAAGAAGAUGAGGCGGAGCGUGAGUUUGUUGCAGUUGGGACCCCCGCUGGGGAGGCAUUUUUGGCUCGGAUAACCGAGUUGAGUGGGCGUUUCGCCUCUGUGAACGGUGAGCUGCGUGCAGCAGAGGACGCGCUUGCGGAGCGACCCGCUGUUGUGGUGUGUGGGUUGGAGCAGCGCGUUUCGGAGACUAAUGCCACUGUGGAGGAACAGGCUGCUUGCAUCCGUGCGCUGAGUGAGCAAAUUGCUGCCGCCGACGCCUACUUGCGAGAUGCGGAGGGCGAGUGUGGUUCACUGGCUGGGUUGCUUGGUCUCUCCCCAGCAGAAGAUGGUGGCGACCUCGGGACUGGUAGUGCUGGUUUGUCAUUGUCGAAUGGCGCGCUACGCAUAGCGGAGAGACUGCGGUUGGCGUGCAGUGCGGUACACGACCUGGAGCAAGAACUGAAGGCCAGUGGGGAGCGUGAGCGUGCCUCUAUAGAGGAAUGUGAUCGAUUACGUAAUGAACUACAGAAGCUGGAGUCGCAGCGUUCUGAUCUGGAGGAGAGUCUGAAUGCAGCCGAGGCGUUGGAGUGUGCGUUACGGCGCCAGCUACACGAGUCCCUAGAGGAGGUACGCAGUGCUGAGAAUGCAUUGAGUGCUGCGGAGCAGGCGUUGCGUUGCAUACCGAGUGGGAUGGAUCAGUAUGCACGGGAUGCCGAUGGCGGUUCUGUUUCUAAUGAUGAUAGCCGUGAACUGCCGACACUUGCGCUGCCAGCGCGCAUUGAGGGCGUGACCCGUCAGGCAUGCGAAUUCCGCGAUGAGAUGUACAAACGACACCAGGAGCUGUUGGACUUGGUUGCUAGAGGCGUGUGCAACGAGGAUGCUCUUGCCCGUGUGCGUGAGCUGCGUUGUGCGAAGGAGGCUGUGGAGACGGAGCUGCAGGAUACGCUAAGGGAAGCUGAGAAGCGGCUGUGUGUGGUGACCGCGUGUGAGGGUGUGCUUGGCGAGACUUUGUGCAGUGACGUUGUUGAGCAGCGCCAGGCAGAGCUGCUGUGCGCCCUGCGUGCAGACGUUGCAGAGGCCUGCGGUGUUUCGGGUAGUCAUGUGAUUGAUGCUACGAUAGCUGAUGAUGGUUCGAAUGUGACUUUUCGUGUGGCUCACCCAUACUGUGUCCCCGCAGCGGCUGUGCUGGCAAGGGUAGAUUCAUGCGCUUUCGACCGCGUACGGCGCGUCAACAAGUGGUCUUGUGGUGACUCUGAGGCGGUGUCCUUUGCCGAAGAAGAUGAGGCGGAGCGUGAGUUUGUUGCAGUUGGGACCCCCGCUGGGGAGGCAUUUUUGGCUCGGAUAACCGAGUUGAGUGGGCGUUUCGCCUCUGUGAACGGUGAGCUGCGUGCAGCAGAGGACGCGCUUGCGGAGCGACCCGCUGUUGUGGUGUGUGGGUUGGAGCAGCGCGUUUCGGAGACUAAUGCCACUGUGGAGGAACAGGCUGCUUGCAUCCGUGCGCUGAGUGAGCAAAUUGCUGCCGCCGACGCCUACUUGCGAGAUGCGGAGGGCGAGUGUGGUUCACUGGCUGGGUUGCUUGGUCUCUCCCCAGCAGAAGAUGGUGGCGACCUCGGGACUGGUAGUGCUGGUUUGUCAUUGUCGAAUGGCGCGCUACGCAUAGCGGAGAGACUGCGGUUGGCGUGCAGUGCGGUACACGACCUGGAGCAAGAACUGAAGGCCAGUGGGGAGCGUGAGCGUGCCUCUAUAGAGGAAUGUGAUCGAUUACGUAAUGAACUACAGAAGCUGGAGUCGCAGCGUUCUGAUCUGGAGGAGAGUCUGAAUGCAGCCGAGGCGUUGGAGUGUGCGUUACGGCGCCAGCUACACGAGUCCCUAGAGGAGGUACGCAGUGCUGAGAAUGCAUUGAGUGCUGCGGAGCAGGCGUUGCGUUGCAUACCGAGUGGGAUGGAUCAGUAUGCACGGGAUGCCGAUGGCGGUUCUGUUUCUAAUGAUGAUAGCCGUGAACUGCCGACACUUGCGCUGCCAGCGCGCAUUGAGGGCGUGACCCGUCAGGCAUGCGAAUUCCGCGAUGAGAUGUACAAACGACACCAGGAGCUGUUGGACUUGGUUGCUAGAGGCGUGUGCAACGAGGAUGCUCUUGCCCGUGUGCGUGAGCUGCGUUGUGCGAAGGAGGCUGUGGAGACGGAGCUGCAGGAUACGCUAAGGGAAGCUGAGAAGCGGCUGUGUGUGGUGACCGCGUGUGAGGGUGUGCUUGGCGAGACUUUGUGCAGUGACGUUGUUGAGCAGCGCCAGGCAGAGCUGCUGUGCGCCCUGCGUGCAGACGUUGCAGAGGCCUGCGGUGUUUCGGGUAGUCAUGUGAUUGAUGCUACGAUAGCUGAUGAUGGUUCGAAUGUGACUUUUCGUGUGGCUCACCCAUACUGUGUCCCCGCAGCGGCUGUGCUGGCAAGGGUAGAUUCAUGCGCUUUCGACCGCGUACGGCGCGUCAACAAGUGGUCUUGUGGUGACUCUGAGGCGGUGUCCUUUGCCGAAGAAGAUGAGGCGGAGCGUGAGUUUGUUGCAGUUGGGACCCCCGCUGGGGAGGCAUUUUUGGCUCGGAUAACCGAGUUGAGUGGGCGUUUCGCCUCUGUGAACGGUGAGCUGCGUGCAGCAGAGGACGCGCUUGCGGAGCGACCCGCUGUUGUGGUGUGUGGGUUGGAGCAGCGCGUUUCGGAGACUAAUGCCACUGUGGAGGAACAGGCUGCUUGCAUCCGUGCGCUGAGUGAGCAAAUUGCUGCCGCCGACGCCUACUUGCGAGAUGCGGAGGGCGAGUGUGGUUCACUGGCUGGGUUGCUUGGUCUCUCCCCAGCAGAAGAUGGUGGCGACCUCGGGACUGGUAGUGCUGGUUUGUCAUUGUCGAAUGGCGCGCUACGCAUAGCGGAGAGACUGCGGUUGGCGUGCAGUGCGGUACACGACCUGGAGCAAGAACUGAAGGCCAGUGGGGAGCGUGAGCGUGCCUCUAUAGAGGAAUGUGAUCGAUUACGUAAUGAACUACAGAAGCUGGAGUCGCAGCGUUCUGAUCUGGAGGAGAGUCUGAAUGCAGCCGAGGCGUUGGAGUGUGCGUUACGGCGCCAGCUACACGAGUCCCUAGAGGAGGUACGCAGUGCUGAGAAUGCAUUGAGUGCUGCGGAGCAGGCGUUGCGUUGCAUACCGAGUGGGAUGGAUCAGUACGCACGGGAUGCCGAUGGCGGUUCUGUUUCUAAUGAUGAUAGCCGUGAACUGCCGACACUUGCGCUGCCAGCGCGCAUUGAGGGCGUGACCCGUCAGGCAUGCGAAUUCCGCGAUGAGAUGUACAAACGACACCAGGAGCUGUUGGACUUGGUUGCUAGAGGCGUGUGCAACGAGGAUGCUCUUGCCCGUGUGCGUGAGCUGCGUUGUGCGAAGGAGGCUGUGGAGACGGAGCUGCAGGAUACGCUAAGGGAAGCUGAGAAGCGGCUGUGUGUGGUGACCGCGUGUGAGGGUGUGCUUGGCGAGACUUUGUGCAGUGACGUUGUUGAGCAGCGCCAGGCAGAGCUGCUGUGCGCCCUGCGUGCAGACGUUGCAGAGGCCUGCGGUGUUUCGGGUAGUCAUGUGAUUGAUGCUACGAUAGCUGAUGAUGGUUCGAAUGUGACUUUUCGUGUGGCUCACCCAUACUGUGUCCCCGCAGCGGCUGUGCUGGCAAGGGUAGAUUCAUGCGCUUUCGACCGCGUACGGCGCGUCAACAAGUGGUCUUGUGGUGACUCUGAGGCGGUGUCCUUUGCCGAAGAAGAUGAGGCGGAGCGUGAGUUUGUUGCAGUUGGGACCCCCGCUGGGGAGGCAUUUUUGGCUCGGAUAACCGAGUUGAGUGGGCGUUUCGCCUCUGUGAACGGUGAGCUGCGUGCAGCAGAGGACGCGCUUGCGGAGCGACCCGCUGUUGUGGUGUGUGGGUUGGAGCAGCGCGUUUCGGAGACUAAUGCCACUGUGGAGGAACAGGCUGCUUGCAUCCGUGCGCUGAGUGAGCAAAUUGCUGCCGCCGACGCCUACUUGCGAGACGCGGAGGGCGAGUGUGGUUCACUGGCUGGGUUGCUUGGUCUCUCCCCAGCAGAAGAUGGUGGCGACCUCGGGACUGGUAGUGCUGGUUUGUCAUUGUCGAAUGGCGCGCUACGCAUAGCGGAGAGACUGCGGUUGGCGUGCAGUGCGGUACACGACCUGGAGCAAGAACUGAAGGCCAGUGGGGAGCGUGAGCGUGCCUCUAUAGAGGAAUGUGAUCGAUUACGUAAUGAACUACAGAAGCUGGAGUCGCAGCGUUCUGAUCUGGAGGAGAGUCUGAAUGCAGCCGAGGCGUUGGAGUGUGCGUUACGGCGCCAGCUACACGAGUCCCUAGAGGAGGUACGCAGUGCUGAGAAUGCAUUGAGUGCUGCGGAGCAGGCGUUGCGUUGCAUACCGAGUGGGAUGGAUCAGUAUGCACGGGAUGCCGAUGGCGGUUCUGUUUCUAAUGAUGAUAGCCGUGAACUGCCGACACUUGCGCUGCCAGCGCGCAUUGAGGGCGUGACCCGUCAGGCAUGCGAAUUCCGCGAUGAGAUGUACAAACGACACCAGGAGCUGUUGGACUUGGUUGCUAGAGGCGUGUGCAACGAGGAUGCUCUUGCCCGUGUGCGUGAGCUGCGUUGUGCGAAGGAGGCUGUGGAGACGGAGCUGCAGGAUACGCUAAGGGAAGCUGAGAAGCGGCUGUGUGUGGUGACCGCGUGUGAGGGUGUGCUUGGCGAGACUUUGUGCAGUGACGUUGUUGAGCAGCGCCAGGCAGAGCUGCUGUGCGCCCUGCGUGCAGACGUUGCAGAGGCUUGCGGUGUUUCGGGUAGUCAUGUGAUUGAUGCUACGAUAGCUGAUGAUGGUUCGAAUGUGACUUUUCGUGUGGCUCACCCAUACUGUGUCCCCGCAGCGGCUGUGCUGGCAAGGGUAGAUUCAUGCGCUUUCGACCGCGUACGGCGCGUCAACAAGUGGUCUUGUGGUGACUCUGAGGCGGUGUCCUUUGCCGAAGAAGAUGAGGCGGAGCGUGAGUUUGUUGCAGUUGGGACCCCCGCUGGGGAGGCAUUUUUGGCUCGGAUAACCGAGUUGAGUGGGCGUUUCGCCUCUGUGAACGGUGAGCUGCGUGCAGCAGAGGACGCGCUUGCGGAGCGACCCGCUGUUGUGGUGUGUGGGUUGGAGCAGCGCGUUUCGGAGACUAAUGCCACUGUGGAGGAACAGGCUGCUUGCAUCCGUGCGCUGAGUGAGCAAAUUGCUGCCGCCGACGCCUACUUGCGAGAUGCGGAGGGCGAGUGUGGUUCACUGGCUGGGUUGCUUGGUCUCUCCCCAGCAGAAGAUGGUGGCGACCUCGGGACUGGUAGUGGUGGUUUGUCAUUGUCGAAUGGCGCGCUACGCAUAGCGGAGAGACUGCGGUUGGCGUGCAGUGCGGUACACGACCUGGAGCAAGAACUGAAGGCCAGUGGGGAGCGUGAGCGUGCCUCUAUAGAGGAAUGUGAUCGAUUACGUAAUGAACUACAGAAGCUGGAGUCGCAGCGUUCUGAUCUGGAGGAGAGUCUGAAUGCAGCCGAGGCGUUGGAGUGUGCGUUACGGCGCCAGCUACACGAGUCCCUAGAGGAGGUACGCAGUGCUGAGAAUGCAUUGAGUGCUGCGGAGCAGGCGUUGCGUUGCAUACCGAGUGGGAUGGAUCAGUACGCACGGGAUGCCGAUGGCGGUUCUGUUUCUAAUGAUGAUAGCCGUGAACUGCCGACACUUGCGCUGCCAGCGCGCAUUGAGGGCGUGACCCGUCAGGCAUGCGAAUUCCGCGAUGAGAUGUACAAACGACACCAGGAGCUGUUGGACUUGGUUGCUAGAGGCGUGUGCAACGAGGAUGCUCUUGCCCGUGUGCGUGAGCUGCGUUGUGCGAAGGAGGCUGUGGAGACGGAGCUGCAGGAUACGCUAAGGGAAGCUGAGAAGCGGCUGUGUGUGGUGACCGCGUGUGAGGGUGUGCUUGGCGAGACUUUGUGCAGUGACGUUGUUGAGCAGCGCCAGGCAGAGCUGCUGUGCGCCCUGCGUGCAGACGUUGCAGAGGCCUGCGGUGUUUCGGGUAGUCAUGUGAUUGAUGCUACGAUAGCUGAUGAUGGUUCGAAUGUGACUUUUCGUGUGGCUCACCCAUACUGUGUCCCCGCAGCGGCUGUGCUGGCAAGGGUAGAUUCAUGCGCUUUCGACCGCGUACGGCGCGUCAACAAGUGGUCUUGUGGUGACUCUGAGGCGGUGUCCUUUGCCGAAGAAGAUGAGGCGGAGCGUGAGUUUGUUGCAGUUGGGACCCCCGCUGGGGAGGCAUUUUUGGCUCGGAUAACCGAGUUGAGUGGGCGUUUCGCCUCUGUGAACGGUGAGCUGCGUGCAGCAGAGGACGCGCUUGCGGAGCGACCCGCUGUUGUGGUGUGUGGGUUGGAGCAGCGCGUUUCGGAGACUAAUGCCACUGUGGAGGAACAGGCUGCUUGCAUCCGUGCGCUGAGUGAGCAAAUUGCUGCCGCCGACGCCUACUUGCGAGAUGCGGAGGGCGAGUGUGGUUCACUGGCUGGGUUGCUUGGUCUCUCCCCAGCAGAAGAUGGUGGCGACCUCGGGACUGGUAGUGCUGGUUUGUCAUUGUCGAAUGGCGCGCUACGCAUAGCGGAGAGACUGCGGUUGGCGUGCAGUGCGGUACACGACCUGGAGCAAGAACUGAAGGCCAGUGGGGAGCGUGAGCGUGCCUCUAUAGAGGAAUGUGAUCGAUUACGUAAUGAACUACAGAAGCUGGAGUCGCAGCGUUCUGAUCUGGAGGAGAGUCUGAAUGCAGCCGAGGCGUUGGAGUGUGCGUUACGGCGCCAGCUACACGAGUCCCUAGAGGAGGUACGCAGUGCUGAGAAUGCAUUGAGUGCUGCGGAGCAGGCGUUGCGUUGCAUACCGAGUGGGAUGGAUCAGUACGCACGGGAUGCCGAUGGCGGUUCUGUUUCUAAUGAUGAUAGCCGUGAACUGCCGACACUUGCGCUGCCAGCGCGCAUUGAGGGCGUGACCCGUCAGGCAUGCGAAUUCCGCGAUGAGAUGUACAAACGACACCAGGAGCUGUUGGACUUGGUUGCUAGAGGCGUGUGCAACGAGGAUGCUCUUGCCCGUGUGCGUGAGCUGCGUUGUGCGAAGGAGGCUGUGGAGACGGAGCUGCAGGAUACGCUAAGGGAAGCUGAGAAGCGGCUGUGUGUGGUGACCGCGUGUGAGGGUGUGCUUGGCGAGACUUUGUGCAGUGACGUUGUUGAGCAGCGCCAGGCAGAGCUGCUGUGCGCCCUGCGUGCAGACGUUGCAGAGGCCUGCGGUGUUUCGGGUAGUCAUGUGAUUGAUGCUACGAUAGCUGAUGAUGGUUCGAAUGUGACUUUUCGUGUGGCUCACCCAUACUGUGUCCCCGCAGCGGCUGUGCUGGCAAGGGUAGAUUCAUGCGCUUUCGACCGCGUACGGCGCGUCAACAAGUGGUCUUGUGGUGACUCUGAGGCGGUGUCCUUUGCCGAAGAAGAUGAGGCGGAGCGUGAGUUUGUUGCAGUUGGGACCCCCGCUGGGGAGGCAUUUUUGGCUCGGAUAACCGAGUUGAGUGGGCGUUUCGCCUCUGUGAACGGUGAGCUGCGUGCAGCAGAGGACGCGCUUGCGGAGCGACCCGCUGUUGUGGUGUGUGGGUUGGAGCAGCGCGUUUCGGAGACUAAUGCCACUGUGGAGGAACAGGCUGCUUGCAUCCGUGCGCUGAGUGAGCAAAUUGCUGCCGCCGACGCCUACUUGCGAGAUGCGGAGGGCGAGUGUGGUUCACUGGCUGGGUUGCUUGGUCUCUCCCCAGCAGAAGAUGGUGGCGACCUCGGGACUGGUAGUGCUGGUUUGUCAUUGUCGAAUGGCGCGCUACGCAUAGCGGAGAGACUGCGGUUGGCGUGCAGUGCGGUACACGACCUGGAGCAAGAACUGAAGGCCAGUGGGGAGCGUGAGCGUGCCUCUAUAGAGGAAUGUGAUCGAUUACGUAAUGAACUACAGAAGCUGGAGUCGCAGCGUUCUGAUCUGGAGGAGAGUCUGAAUGCAGCCGAGGCGUUGGAGUGUGCGUUACGGCGCCAGCUACACGAGUCCCUAGAGGAGGUACGCAGUGCUGAGAAUGCAUUGAGUGCUGCGGAGCAGGCGUUGCGUUGCAUACCGAGUGGGAUGGAUCAGUACGCACGGGAUGCCGAUGGCGGUUCUGUUUCUAAUGAUGAUAGCCGUGAACUGCCGACACUUGCGCUGCCAGCGCGCAUUGAGGGCGUGACCCGUCAGGCAUGCGAAUUCCGCGGUGAGAUGUACAAACGACACCAGGAGCUGUUGGACUUGGUUGCUAGAGGCGUGUGCAACGAGGAUGCUCUUGCCCGUGUGCGUGAGCUGCGUUGUGCGAAGGAGGCUGUGGAGACGGAGCUGCAGGAUACGCUAAGGGAAGCUGAGAAGCGGCUGUGUGUGGUGACCGCGUGUGAGGGUGUGCUUGGCGAGACUUUGUGCAGUGACGUUGUUGAGCAGCGCCAGGCAGAGCUGCUGUGCGCCCUGCGUGCAGACGUUGCAGAGGCCUGCGGUGUUUCGGGUAGUCAUGUGAUUGAUGCUACGAUAGCUGAUGAUGGUUCGAAUGUGACUUUUCGUGUGGCUCACCCAUACUGUGUCCCCGCAGCGGCUGUGCUGGCAAGGGUAGAUUCAUGCGCUUUCGACCGCGUACGGCGCGUCAACAAGUGGUCUUGUGGUGACUCUGAGGCGGUGUCCUUUGCCGAAGAAGAUGAGGCGGAGCGUGAGUUUGUUGCAGUUGGGACCCCCGCUGGGGAGGCAUUUUUGGCUCGGAUAACCGAGUUGAGUGGGCGUUUCGCCUCUGUGAACGGUGAGCUGCGUGCAGCAGAGGACGCGCUUGCGGAGCGACCCGCUGUUGUGGUGUGUGGGUUGGAGCAGCGCGUUUCGGAGACUAAUGCCACUGUGGAGGAACAGGCUGCUUGCAUCCGUGCGCUGAGUGAGCAAAUUGCUGCCGCCGACGCCUACUUGCGAGACGCGGAGGGCGAGUGUGGUUCACUGGCUGGGUUGCUUGGUCUCUCCCCAGCAGAAGAUGGUGGCGACCUCGGGACUGGUAGUGCUGGUUUGUCAUUGUCGAAUGGCGCGCUACGCAUAGCGGAGAGACUGCGGUUGGCGUGCAGUGCGGUACACGACCUGGAGCAAGAACUGAAGGCCAGUGGGGAGCGUGAGCGUGCCUCUAUAGAGGAAUGUGAUCGAUUACGUAAUGAACUACAGAAGCUGGAGUCGCAGCGUUCUGAUCUGGAGGAGAGUCUGAAUGCAGCCGAGAUACCGGAACAGAUUUUGAGGGGUCAUGUUGAUUCUUUUUUGUGUCGUGUUUUUACGUCGUUGAAGUGUUUGCGUGAUGUUGUUGCUGGUUUUGCUGUGUUUAUGUGUUCUGAUGUUGAUGUUGAUGGGAGCCCGUUUCUUUCUUUUGGUCAGGAGGGAACAUUGGAGAAGAAUAUUGAUUUGUCGCUGUAUCGUUUAGAAUUACUUGUUCCAACUAUUGAUGUUUUAUGUCGUGGGCUUGUUGGGUUGUGUCGUUUUUAUGAGGCUGAUCGUUUGUCACUGAUGAAUGGAUUGACUGGUCUUGGGGUAGAGCCGGGUGGUCUGGUAUUGAAUUCGGUUAUUCCUUGCGCUGAUGCUCGACGUUCUUUGAGUGGCACUCUUGUUGAUAUUGUUUCUGCUGCUGGCGAUAUAUCCGUUGUAGGUGAUUUCGGAGGUAAUGAUAACUCUGUUGCAGAAGGUGGAACUAAAUCGUUGUUGCAGGCGGUCGGGGUUUGGCAGACUUCCGUUGAGGAGUUUUCUGCUGAGGAGCAGUGUUCUUAUUCAAAAGUUGUUGCGGGUAUUGUUGGAGGUUUUCGAGAUGAGGGGAUAGCUGCCCGUCGCGCCCUGGUUAAUGUGCGUAAGGCGCUUGAAGGUAAGGUGCCCUGUAGGGAUGAUGUUAUCGAUGGUAAUGUUGUUGCCUCUCAAGGAAGUGAUUUGGAGACCAGUGAAGGAAGGGAGGUUGUACGCCUGAUUGCAGAGCAGAGGAAGUCGGUUUUAUUUGCUUUGACCUCUUUGUUGUCAUCCGUGUCGGCCGACGGAGUUGAAAGGGCUAUGAGAUUAAGUAAGAAUGUUCCCUUCAGUGAUUUAGUGUUGUUGUUGCGCCACGAGUGCGUAAACGUUUCCAAAGCGUUUAUGUCACUUAAUGCAAUUGUCCAGGAGGGUAGCAACAUUGCAAUUGUUACCUCUGGGGAAAGUGGUGAGAGUAGCCAGCCGGGGUCGUCAGUGACCGGGUUUACUGAGGUGAAAGGUGAUAACGUGGUGCCAUCGAAGACGUCUGCCGCCAUUGAAAACGUCUCGUCACCAGACCUCGCCCCUUCACAGUCAGCCGGGGGAGAGGGCGGAAAACUUCACACGGGAAAGGGACCCGCUUCCGCAUCUGAUUCUGCUAUGGAUUCUACCGUUGCUUCCGCCGGGAUAUGUGCGGUUGAUGGGAUGCCGUCGCACUCAACCUCACUGUCUCGGUGCCCUAGUGUCGCUGCUGAAGACACGGAUGAGAGGGCCGACUUGCUGUUUUCCCUUAGAGACUUCGUUGAGGCCGAAGAAGCUUCUGGGAAGCCGCUCGCAAUCGUUCAACAGGUGCGUGAGCACAUUCAUGCCCGUACCGAGGAGCUUCAGCAGCUUCGUACUGCUGCAGUAAAGAGUGUGGAGACGCUCAGUGGUGAUCCACUUCCAGCCGGUGCUAAGCCUUAUGAUGUAGCCGGCGCACUACUAGCAGCUGUGAAGACAACGAGCGACUCUAUUGGUGGCGUCCACGCAUUGCUGUCCGGUGUCACUUUGGAGGAAGCUCCAGCCCAAGCGACACGUUCACUUAAACCGAAGGCGAAACCUCAACCGGUAGGUCGUUGCAACUCCUCGAUAGUGCUUUCGCUAAAGCGUGCCGUCUUGCUGAAUCCUCGCCUUGCGCAGGCCGGUGGGAGGAGGUCCCGUGAAAGCGUGCAAAUGGGGUUAAGCACGGCUUCUCGCUCUGCUGGAAACCGCAGUUCGGUGUCGGGAAAUUCAAGUUCAGGAGGGGGAGGCGCAUCCGUCGGCCCGCAGAAGCUACAUGAACUCAUCAAAGCUAUCGAGAGCAAGCUAAAGAUUGUCCAACAUACAAGGGACACAUGCAGUGUUUGUCUGUAUCUUUUGGGCGACAAAGAGGGAGGGAACGUCCCUGCUGAGGAACUGCCGACUCGCCUCUUGCUGCAAGCACAGGACUUAUUCUCCGGACUGACGCAAAUACAGAACUUGGAUUUAGGUGACGAAGACGAUGAGCCCAACGCCGAUGACAAGUCAAGCGAGGGGAAUUCUUUGGUUGGCAAGCCGUCUUGGAUAACCUCAAGGCUGCUGAAAGUUGCUAAGGUCUUUAGGUCGCUUCAGUAUAUCAACGAGUCUAUGAAACAAAGGGAGGCUGUCGCUGAAAAGCAGAGAAGCUUCUUGCUACUGGAUGUAAAUGAAUUACGGAACACCCAUGCGGAAGAAAAGCGGCGGCUUCAAGAUAUGCUGGAGGGUGCGAAGGUGCAGCUGCGGGAGCGCGACCUUAAUAUCAAAGACAUGCAGCAGCAGAAUGCUAUUUUGCGGGCGGAUUACGACAAAGCCUGCGCGGAAAGUAAGCAUAUGACUCUAGAGUUGAAUGAUAUGCGCGGAACGCUGGAUGAUCUUCAGCAUUGGUUGGAGGGCGUAGAAAUGGCCGCUGGGGUUGUGCGCAGGUCAUCAGCUGCUGUCUGGGGACAGAUUUGUAGCGUUGAGCAGAAGUUGACAGAAAGAUUAUCCGCAUUUAUUCCUACAGAUCACGGGCGCUAUAGGCGAACGAGUAAAACUAACGUAGAAGAGAAAAUGGAGGUGUCGCUAACCGCAAGAGAAACCGGGGGGGAAGUGGAGUUGGUACCUGUUUCGGGUGGAAAGCUAGUGGUACAGCUGGUUGAGGAUAGCGCUAGCUGCUUGAGACAAUGUGAGGAGUCUCUUCAACUGUUGGAGCGUCCUCUUAUUCUCGUGCCUGCCUUGAGUGAAUGGAUAAAGCAACAAUACUUGUCUCUAAAAGACAAUGUAUCACACGCUGAGGAGGAGGUUCGCUCAAUCCUGCGCAGUUGCUACCGGAGUGCGGCCGAUCUGCUAUAUGAUAAACUCCGUGCCGUGCAGCGUCACAGGGAGGCGGAGCUUGAACUUGAUGCGUCCCAUGCACGCUGGCAAGGGCGGUUGCGGGAUAUUGAGGCAGCUCACAAGGAACACACUGCUGUACUGAACCGCCGGCUGGCAACAAUGUGGGACUUGACUACUCAACAAGAUGUGCUGCGCGCCGAGACGGCCAGAUGGCAGGCCUGUGCGGAGGCGGCGGCAGAGGAAACGGAGCGCUUGCGAGUGUUGCUUCGUGCCGCUGAGUCCAGAGAGGUGCCCCAGCCUACUGAGGUUGUUAAAAUAAUAGAAGUUGAGCCACCUAGAGCACCAAAGCCAUCUACAAGGGAGGUUUCUAUUAUGACAGAUUUACUCAUUGUUGAGGAGCCUGCUGUACCCGAUUACGAUGAGGCAACUGAUGUGUUGAAGAUACGGGCAGAGCUUUCAGAUGCUUUGGAAUAUGCCAAGCAUCAGGCGGAUGACGCUGCGCGCUGUCGCUCUUUGAUGCAGGAGCAACUCCACUUGUUGGAUGGUGGUCAGGGGGCGGUUGUGGAUCCGUCACUUUCGCUGGGAAAGUUGAUUGAAACACAUAAGAAGCGCCUCCUGAUGCACGUGGAUGAGCGUAGGAAACUUCUUGAAGCUUGGCAGACUGCGCAGCACAACAUUUCCCGGCUAAAACAGGAAAUCGAUGAAAGGGAGCGACAACGCAAGAAGGAAACACGAGAACUGGAGACACAAAUUAAGGAACUACGGGUGAGAGUGCAGCGAAAGCUCGAAAUGGAUAUGAUCACGGAGCGGCAAAUUGCGGAAGCAGAGCGAUCGAUUGACCGGGAGUUCGAGGAGUUGUGCCGCCGAGCCUUAAGCGGCCUGUCUGUAGCUGCGCAUUUGCAACAGUUGCGCAGUUCUCUGAUGGCGCGGAUACGCAUGCAAAUGGAGGCACAGCGCCCCAGACACUGA
This is a messenger RNA of Trypanosoma brucei brucei TREU927, 18189 nucleotides long. RefSeq lists its product as hypothetical. Gene Ontology annotation, biological process: virion attachment to host cell; symbiont entry into host cell. The record is from RefSeq and is a predicted model, not a curated record. NCBI's taxonomy places the organism in Eukaryota, Euglenozoa, Kinetoplastea, Trypanosomatida, Trypanosomatidae. The transcript has a single exon. The coding region runs from base 1 to 18189 and encodes 6062 amino acids.